Dermacentor albipictus is the source of this 2694-nucleotide messenger RNA. RefSeq lists its product as uncharacterized. Lineage: Eukaryota; Metazoa; Arthropoda; Arachnida; Ixodida; Ixodidae. The record is from RefSeq and is a predicted model, not a curated record.
UUUUUACCAUCCACAUGCAAUGCUUUCGUUCAAGGUACUACCGAAAGCGAGUCCACCUCAUCAGGGAUGCCCAGCUUGGCGAUCAUGCUUUGCUGCAUCAUAUGUGUGUUCUGCUGCGGCGUAUUCUUGGUCAUCAUGGCGUCCACAGACAGAAAAGAGGUAAGUACCGUGACAAAUGAAGACCCUGCCCUAGGAAGCGAUGACGGUCAAGGACCCGGACCUGUUGUGUCGAAUCCACUCCCUCGGAUGACACCCAGACCCAAGACAGACGUGACAGGGCAGCCUGCCACGCAAGAAAGAAUACCGACUUACCACAUGAGUACGGCUGGUACCGAGCAACAGGCUCUGACGAGUUCAACAACUGCCAUAACACUGCCAGCAGUCGCGCCAGCUACAACUACGCCAAGUACAACACCUACGCCGAGUACAAGCCCCCGUCCCAGCUCAUCCAUCCGCCCUGCCUCGCCCCGCGCCAGUGUUACUACGCCAGCGAUGAGGCAUCGCCCCAGGCCCACCACCCUCCCUACCCCUCCCCGCUUCAGGCCGAUUGUGCCCACGACCAGCCGACGCCCUUUUCCCGUCACGCCAGCUACAACUACGCCAAGUGCGACACCUACCCCGAGGACAAGCCCCCGUCCCAGCUCAUCCAUCCGCCCUGCCUCACCCCACGCCAUUAUAACUACGCCAGCGAUGAGGCCCACCACCCUCCCUACCCCUCCCCGCGCCAGGCCAACAGUGCCAGUGACGAGCCGACGCCCUUCUCCCCGCCCCACCCCACCACGCACAUACCCCACCUCGCCCAGUGCCAGGACCACUACACCAACGCCGAGUACGACCUCAAGUGUGACGACAACUCCCACAACGACAACUAUGACGACGACUACCACGACGUCUACCACGACGACUACCUCAACAACGACUACUACAACAACGACGACUACGACCACCACGACGACUACUACGACGACUACCACGACUACCACAACAACGACAACCACAACAACGACAACAACGACCACCACGACGACUACCACGACCACUACCACAACAACGACAACAACAACGACGACUACGACUACGACGACAACAACUACGACGACUACAACUACAACAACCACAACAACCACGACGACUACGACGACCACAACCACGACGACUACAUCUACGACAACAACUACGACGACUACAACUACACCUGCUCCCUCGCUCACACCACCUCCAGUGGCCGCACCCUUGCCUUAUAAUAGCUACCUGUGCACACUCGCCGAGCCAGCGCGCGGCACUAAAGUGCGCCUGCCUCCGGACAACGUUUGCGACUACCUGUUUUACGACUCACUCUACAAGAACGGCAAGAACUACCUGCUGGCUGGCUCUGGUAAUAUGGAAAACAGCGUUAUAUACUUCAUCACUCGGGCGCACAAGUACAACAAGACGAAGUUAGGUUUGUCCUUCGCACCUGAGAGCGCCCUCUUGAAGAAAGACUGGACCCUGUACAAGGACCCUGUAUUCUUCACUUAUAUCGACUCCUUCUGGGGCCUAAAUAUCUCCCAUUUCGGCUUCCUUGACCUCCACACACAGUUCGCAACUAAACCAGUGGUCACAGAUGCCCUCUCUGUCCUCAAGGCCAUAUACCUUCAUCUGAAACUGAAGAGCUCAGCAACAAGGCCUUCCUACUACGUCUUGGGCUUGUCUCUGGACACACCGAAUGACUAUUCCGUUGUGGGUUUGAUGAAGACAGUCUUCACCCCAUCGUUUUUCAUUUCCAUCGCGCACCUCUCCUACUCGGUCAGCAAUUUCCCAGACUGCCGGAUAUUCCCUGUUGCUAUGGAUGCGCUACCUGCAGGCCUUGUCCGAGGGAGAGACUACAGCUACGGGCACACUGUGGGCGAAAGCAUCGCUGUCCUUAGGGAAGUUGAGAAGCUGAACCUCUCCAUUCCCGUUGCAAUAUCGUUCGGGAUGAAGGGAAUGUACUACGCUCCCAAGUUUGCCGAUCCGUCAUCACCGAAAGACGAAGAGUUCGGGCUGUUUAAACCGUGCCAGGAUUUUGCUUCUGCUAAGUUCGACGACCCUAAGAAGGUGUGCCGUGAGGGCGGCUGGAAAGCGCCGGAGAACUUGCCUCAAUAUGCCCACAACUUGGCGGAGAAGAGGAUGAUCACCUACCUAACCGAGGCAACUAUAGCUAGACUCGCAUGUGAUACUAAGCACUUCAACCUUAAACUAAACUACGGCCUUGCUGCUUACGACAUAGACUACGAUGCAAAUCCAGCAUGCCAGAAGUUCGGCUUCGCAACACCAGUUAGAGGCCCUUCUCAGCGGAACCGGGUCCUUAAUAUGCGCCAAGUCAUGAAUUUUUUGCGUACAAACUACACCAGCGCCAAAGACAACGUCAACUGCUUACUGGUUGCAGACCCUCUAAACGCCCUGCUUGGUGGUUAAACUUCAGUGAAUGCCGUCCAUAUGGGUUUUCCCCUGAAGUCGUCGUGGCUGCUGGACUUGUCAAGCGAACUUCUACAAAAAGUAAAAGAGGAGAGGGAGAAGAAAAGCUUCGUUUUUGAGUUGGGCAUCACGUGUCCGUUUGCAAACGGUUCAGUGCUGCUUCUGCAAUCCUCAACAAUAUAUGAUGCACAGAAUAAGCUAAUUAACACUAAUUUUGUAGUGAUAGCAAUUACGCGAAAGCUCAAGGCACCGCCAUUG